This is a messenger RNA of Corythoichthys intestinalis (scribbled pipefish), 4021 nucleotides long. It is a transcript of the gene garnl3, whose product is annotated as GTPase activating Rap/RanGAP domain like 3. The record is from RefSeq and is a predicted model, not a curated record. The transcript has 31 exons. Bases 421 to 3747 code for a protein of 1108 amino acids. NCBI's taxonomy places the organism in Eukaryota, Metazoa, Chordata, Actinopteri, Syngnathiformes, Syngnathidae. Gene Ontology annotation, molecular function: GTPase activator activity. Gene Ontology annotation, cellular component: cytoplasm. Gene Ontology annotation, biological process: activation of GTPase activity; regulation of small GTPase mediated signal transduction.
UCACUCUCUCCCUCUGGGUGUUUGCUCUCCCUCUUUUCUCGCUCUCUUUCUGUCUCCGUCACUCUGUACGGAGGCAGGGUAGUCGCGAGGAGUAGCCAGCCAGGGAGCAACGCAACCCACGGCCGGUUGGACUCGCCUGUGCACCUCCUCUCCAUGGUACUCCACCGCGAGCGCUCCCCCUCCCCCGAACCCCGCAUGGAAGCGCCGACUGCCCGGCGACUGUGCGCCCGCGUCCGCUCUCUUACGGAACCUUUUUGUCCAGUCUGAGAAAGCGGAGAAGGAGGAGAAAACGGGGGGCGGGGGGCCGGUGAAGGUGGAAACAAGUCUGCGAGAUCACUUUCGUCCGGAAAGGAUUUUUUUCGGUUGGGGCGGGGGGGCACUUUUUGGAAGGAGGGGAAGGAGUUCACCGAGUGCGCGCUCAUGAAUUCGGAUAAAAAUGUUUACCUCGGCAGAGACAAAGGCAUCAUGCGGAAGAGAGCUUUGCUCCUUCGCAAGGGCUGCAGCUUCGAGAUUACCAGCUCGGCCUCGGAGGACUUGGGCUGCCGGCGCGGAGACUUCAGCAGGAAGCACUACGGCUCUGUGGAACUGCUGAUAUCCAGCGAUGCAGACGGGGCCAUUCAGAGGGCAGGACGCUUCAGGGUGGAGAACGGCUCCACAGAUGAGACUUUGGACUAUGCUCCCGGAACGUGGAGGAGAACUGACGUCCACCUGGAAAAUCCCGAGUACCAUACCAGAUGGUUCUUUAAAUACUUCCUCGGUAAAGUGCACCAGAACUACGUGGGCACGGACGCGGAGAAGAACCCCUUCUACCUGUCGGUGGUCCUGUCCGAUCAGAACAACCAGCGGGUUCCGCAGUAUCGAGCCAUCCUCUGGAGGAAAACGGGCACGUUGAAGAUCAGCCUUCCUUACAGUCCCACCAAAACACUAUCGGUCAAGUCCAUCCUCAGCGCGAUGAACAUGGACAGGUUUGAGAAAGGCCCUCGGGAGAUCCUUAACCCUGACAUUCAGAAGGAUCUGCUCGUGUUGGAGGAACAGGAGGGCUCUGUCAAUUUUAAAUUUGGCAUCCUGUUCGCCAAAGACGGACAACUCACAGAUGACGAGAUGUUCAGCAAUGAAAUGGGCAGCGAGAGCUUCGACAAGUUUCUGAAGCUGCUAGGAGACACCGUCACGUUGCAAGGAUGGGCCGGUUACCGGGGAGGCUUAGACACCAAGAACGACACUACAGGGAUCAAAUCUAUCUACACGGUGUAUCAGGGCCACGAGCUCAUGUUCCACGUGUCCACCAUGUUGCCCUACUCCAAGGAAAACAAACAACAGGUGGAGAGAAAGCGUCACAUCGGAAAUGACAUCGUCACCAUCGUAUUCCAGGAAGGCGACGACGCUUCGUCGUCCUUCAAGCCCUCCAUGAUCCGCUCACACUUCACUCAUAUUUUCGCGUUAGUUCGAUAUAACAGCCAGACCGACAGUUACAGGUUGAAGAUUUUCUCCGAGGAGAGCGUCCCGCUGUUUGGACCGCCUCUCCCGUCGCCGCCCGUCUUUACCGAUCACCACGAAUUCAGGGACUUUUUAUUAGUCAAAUUAAUCAAUGGAGAGAAAGCCACACUGGAGACGCCAACGUUUGCCCAGAAGCGUCAGCGGACCUUGGACAUGUUAAUCCGCUCGCUCUACCAGGACCUCAUGCCCGACCUGCACAAGGUGCCCUUUUCCCCGCAGAACAUGUUAAACCGCCGCUCCUUUAGCGACGUGCUGCCCGAGUCGCCAAAGUCGGCGCGCAAAAAGGAAGAGGCGCGCCAGGCCGAGUUCGUCAGGAUAGGCCAGGCUCUGAAGCUGAAGACCAUCGUGCGAGGCGACGCCCCCACCAGCCUGGUGACCACCGGCCUGUGCAGAAGGGAGCCGUGGGAGUCUCAGUCCUUCUGCAUAAGCUUCCCUCACGAGAUGGUGUGCGCCGACUCGUGGGGGCAGUCGCUGCUGGUGGCCACCGACGCGGCGGGGGUUCUGCUGCUGGACGGUGAGCCCGGCCCUGAACUGCCUUCAUCCAGCACAGAGGCUCAGAAUCUUCCGCCGCCGGUUCAGGUGUUCGACAAGACGCUGCUGGUGAAGCAGAUGCACAUUCUCGAGCCUCAGGACCUGCUCGUCACCAGGGCGGACAAAGGCAAGGACGCUCGGCUGUAUGUGUUCCGACUGAGCACGCUCAGGAUAGGCUUGGAGGAGAGGCAGCUGCCCCGUAGCAAGUGUGACUGCCGGGAGAAUAAACUGGAGAAAACCAAAGGUUGCCAUUUGUACUCCAUCAACACGCAUCACAGCUCCGAGCUGAGGAUCGUGGCCGCCAUCCGGAACAAACUCCUCCUCAUCACGCGGAAACGCUUCGAAGGCUUCUGUGCCGUCGGAGGGGCCGACUCGCCCGUGGAGGAGUUUCAGUACAUACGGGAGAUCUGUCUGUGCGACCCGCCCGCGGUGAUGGCAUUGGUGGAUGGACCGACGGGAGAAAACGACAACAUGAUCUGCGUGGGCUACAAGCAUCAGUUUGACCUGAUCAACGAGAGCACAGGAGACGCCUACAGGCUGCACCACGUCGACGCCAACAGGGUCAAUUUUGUGACGGCUAUCGACGUGUACGAGGACGGCGAGGCCGGUCUGUUGUUGUGCUACAAUUAUGUUUGUUCUUACAAGAAAGUUUGUCCGUUCAAUGGCUCCACACCCAUGAUCCAGUCCAACACGUCCGACUUCCACUUCACCUGGAACCAGAUGCCCAACGCAAUCGUUUGCGCCUUCCCGUACAUCCUGGCGUUCACCACGGACUCCAUUGAGAUUCGCCUGGUGGUCAACGGGAACUUGGUAUACACAGCGGUGGUCCCGGAACUGCAGCUAGCUUCGUCACGAUCGGACAUCUACUUCGUGUCGUCGGCUCCGGUCAGCUCGGCCUCCAACUGCAGUUCCAGGGAGACGAGCUCGCAGACUUCCCCGCAGUCGCCCGGCAGUCACGAGAUGCCCGUUUUCCCUUCGCCGCUUGGGGACGAUUCUAUACGGAUCCCCUACGGUACCAAGCUCUCGCUGUACUUGGCAAAGGACGCCGAAGGCGAACCGGCGUGCAAGCAUAUCUUCAAGAUUCCUCUGUGCAACCUGGUGGGUCGCAGCAUCGAGAGACCCCUCAAGUCGCCGCUGGUCAACAAAGUGACGACGGCGCACAGCGUCGCCCAAGUCGCCGCCACCCCGUUGGUCGCAGCCACGCAUUCGCUGUCACUAUCGCGCAUGGAAAUCAAGGAGAUAGCCAGCCGCACCCGCAAGGAGCUUCUCGGGCUGACAGAGGAACCCGCCAGCAAACCGGAGAACAGCACGUUGAAAGCGAGGAAAACGAGCAAGAAGGACAUGUUGGCGGAGCCCAGGGAGAAAGCGCUUACGUCCACCAACAGCGACAGGUUGGACUCGGAGGCCGGCGACGCCGACUCAGACAUAGCGGCUACGUUAGAGGCUGAGCCAGAGACCUCGUUGCUCCGGGCUGACAGUCCGCCGCCGCCGCCGCCGUCUCUCAGCGGCGCCUUUGCUCUCACCGCGUCCUUUGAGGAAGACAUCCUUGAUCUCAAGCAGAGAGGCAGCUUGUUAAGGUUAAGGAUGAGUGACAAGGGAGCUGCUUUGAACUUGCCAGAGAAGCUCGAGAGGACAGUGGUACCUCUACAUACAAAGUUAAUUCGUUCCAGGACCAUGUUUGUAAGUCGAAAUGGUCGUAUGUCAAGCAGGAUUUUUCCAUAGGAAUACAUUAUAAUUCCAUUAAUUCAUUCCACAGCCCGAAAACCUACACUAAAUCCUAAUUAAAUAAUGCUGGUACCAUUACAAAUAGCAAUAGCAUUGGGUUUUAAUGUGGCAGAUGGGUUUUGCGUGGUGUACCUGAACCAAGGGCGUAGGUUUGCAUAGAAACGGUAGGGACAUAACACUACCAACUUUUUAGGAUGCUGAAAUUGUCCCCACCAACUUUUAAGCAACCUUAUUUGCAUUAUAUAAAGACUUCAGUUAUAUAGGUACAGUU